This is a messenger RNA of Penicillium verhagenii, 936 nucleotides long. Its product is annotated as UBA and UBX domain-containing protein. The record is from RefSeq and is a predicted model, not a curated record. Gene Ontology annotation, molecular function: protein binding. Lineage: Eukaryota; Fungi; Ascomycota; Eurotiomycetes; Eurotiales; Aspergillaceae. Bases 1 to 936 code for a protein of 311 amino acids. The transcript is spliced from 3 exons.
AUGGCGUCGGAUCUCGAUCAGCUCAUUGAAAUGGGUUUCGACAAGGAACGGUCAGAGCUUGCUGUUUCCAAGACUGGCGGUCUGCAAGGAGCUUUGGAAUGGCUUGAGGCGAAUCAGGACAAAACACUGGAGGAGAUCAAAGCGGCACAACUACAGGAAGGAGAGGACGAGGAAGGCCCUGCACUCAAGCCAGGCGAGGAGGCUCGCAGCUUGGUCUGCAAUGAGUGUGGCAAAAAGUUCCGAAGCCAGGCCCAGGCCGAGUUUCACGCAUCCAAGUCCGAGCACGUGGAUUUCUCCGAGUCGACCGAGGAGAUUGCGCAAUUGACCGACGAGCAAAAGAAGCAGCGACUCGAUGAGCUACGGGAGAGACUUGCGGAGAAACGGUUGAUGCAGUCACAACAAGACAAGGCAGACCAAAAGCGAAAUGAAGAAAUCCGGAGAAAGAGUACCAAGGAGAGUCAAGAUGCAAAGGAGGACUUGAAGCGGAAACAAGCACUGCAAGAUGCUGCAGCAAACAAGAGGGAAAAAGCGGAGGAGAUCGAAGCCAAAAAACGCAUCAGGGCUAAGAUCGCAGCGGAUAAGGAAGAACGGCGCUUGAAGACAGAGCGUGAGCGUGCCGAGCGCGCGGGCGUCGCUCCGCCUCCACAAGCUGCUGCCGCUCCCGUGCCUACAGCUUCCGGUCCAACCACGUCAAAGCCUGCAUCCGCUUAUACCGAAACUCGUCUGCGCUUCCAGACCGCUGGUGGAAAUAUCAUGAAGACCCUUCCUGUCACUACCACACUGUUCGAGGUUGUUGCGGCACUAAAAUCGGAGGAUGGUAUUGAUGUUCAGAGCUUCACCCAGAAUUUCCCUCGCAAGGUUUUCAAUGCGGAGUUCUUUGGGGAGACACUGAAGGAGCUGGGACUUACACCAAGUGCCAGCUUGGUUGUUCAAUGA